GCAGACCGUGGUCUUACAUAGCUCUGCAGCCGAGACACAUCAACCGGGCACUUGAAAAUGAGAUCGCCAAGGUCUACAGAAAAAACGUCAGGGUGAGAUACAGCAUAUGAAAUGAUUCGAGUCGAGGCGGAUAUGUAAGGUUCUCGAGUCGAUGUUUGCACUCCUGCUUGAGCCUGGAUGCCCUCCCUCAUGGAGAUGAAGCAGCAGUGUAACGGGAUUAAAUAAGACGGACUCUGGGUGUCGAAGCAGUUAUGACAGCAGCGGUUUCUGACGAGAGACAACCAAUAGAGAGACGGCGCAUUUCGGUGUUGGAAAGAAUGCUUCGGCUUGCGGAUUCCUUGUCAGAAGCGGCCCGGAGAUGAGGCAGCGUAAGUACAGCACAGUCACGACAUCAGUGUUGUGCGAAAGCGGCAGGAAGGACAGAGAGCCAUCCCCCGUUGGAGUGAGCCAUGUUUCGUGGAUCUCUUAUCACGGCACAUCAUGUUCACUUUCUUGCUUACUCGAUACAGCUAUUCAUCUGCAGGCAGACGGCCCGGUAGAGAAAGGCGAUGCAGAUAGGACAACAUAGUAAGCCGCAGAAUUAUUCCGAGUCAAUCCCCAGCUGUUCGGGUCCGGGUCCUGGCUUGAAAGAGAGGAGAGUCAAUGGUUUCCCAAAGUCGCUGGAGAUGCGAGACGGGUAGUUAUCAGGGGCAAAGACUGUGGAGCUGUAGCAUAAGGUAUAUCAAACAGCAGGGCUAGAAAGUGGUUCUGUUUGCCGGGUUUCCUCAGCCAAGUCCAUGUCUUCCUUGAAUUCCCAGCCACAGCGGGUACUGAGUGAGUGGUCGCAGUAGUGCAUCCCCACGUUCGAGCCGGUCAAGAGCAAAUUGAGCUGGGCCUUCUCUCGCUCUGAGCGCUUUGAGGUACAGAUGAAGAUAGAUUGAUGAUUGAGGGCGUCGACAGCACAUCGCCACGGAGAACAGGAGGGGAGCUGGGGAGGAUUACGUCUCUUUCCAUUCACCCCUGACUGACCAGACUAUAGAAGCAUAGGGAUGAGAAAGAUGCCGGACGUGAGGAUCCAUGAGGCGGGUCAGGAAUGGAUUGUAAACCCGGAUUGCACAGUAUUCAAUGAUCAUGCAAGAUGGGAGAGACGAAUGUGACCCUCUCGUCACACUCACUCAAUCACUGUGACGUUGACGUCGACAAUUCUGCUCUUGCACGACCUCCUAGUCCGGCGCCACCAAUCACGGAUAGUCUCACUCGAACCAAGACUUGAACAUCUGUCAUCCGACAGUGUCAAGAUACUUUUCCGCCCCGCCCUCCUAUCGUGUCAACUACCCCGCCGAUCUCCCAAUCCCCCUAUGGCAAACUUGCGAUGAACGCUCAUACCAUGACUCCGAGCGGGCCAUCGACCUCUGUCCAACACGAUUGCAUCGACCCAGAACCCUCGGAAACUGUCUCGACUCGUAUCAACGCUCUCCUGCGCACCUCAGGCCCCGGCCACACGAUACGGCUGUGUCCGCGAAAACGAUAUCUGCUUGACCAACCGCUGGUGUUCGGCGCUGAGAACCAGGAAAUAUGCACUUUGGGAUAUCCUACGGGCGACGACCGAGCGACGCUCGUCGUGAGCGGACCUUCGGGUGAACACAGCGUCGCGGUGGAUGGGACGCGUCCUGGGUGCGCCGGGUCUGUGUUACGCAACGUCCAGAUUGAUGGUAAUCGCGGGAGUUCCGUUCCCGCUCGGGAGGGCUCCGGGGCGAAUAUCGUAAUGGGCGGCGUGAACGACCAUCAGGUCGUGGAAUACGUGCGGUCGUAUAACCCGCGCGGCUGGUCCUGCUUGCACGUCACGGAGGGUCCGCUUAGUUGUAGGAAUGCGACGAUACAGAAUAACGACAUCGGUCCGUGUGGUGUGGACAUCGAGGACGAAUGGGCGGACGGGAUCAGCAUCAGCUGCCAGGACAGUGUCGUGCGCGGCAAUCGAGUGCACAACCCGUCCGACGGCGGCAUUGUCGUGUUCUCGCCCGGCACGGAGGUUUACAACAACACGAUUUGGGUGACGAACCAAACUUUAUUGGGCGGAAUCAAUCUGGUCGAUUAUCUUCCCUGGGGAGGGGACCUCUCGCGGACGGUCGUGCGCGAUAACACAAUUGUUGGGGGGUUUCGGAUGGAUGACUCGUCAGAACUGGGCAUCAUCAAAAUCGGCAUAGCGAUUGGCCCGAGGAUAUGGUUCGGUGCACAAGCUUACCAGAAUGUCACGACAUCCGGGACCGUUAUUCGCAAUCGGUUUUCAGGCGCUUUCAUGUAUGGAAUUGCCAUAAGCUCAGCGAACAACUUUGUCGUCCAGGAAAACGCCUUUUUCGACAAUUACACGUUCAUUGGAGGGCCGGGACCGGAGUGCGAGUACAGUGGGGACAUCGUACCUGCUCCCGCUCCGUUCAUAUAUGAUACAUCUGCAUCCGAAAACACACUCCAGCCGGGGUUUGAAGCUGUUGCCACGGGUGAAUUGCUGACAUGCAUGCUUGCCCCUGCCGAGUCGGUUUACUGGCCUGUGGGAACCUCCCCAGGCUCGUCCGCAGUCGCCCGCGCGUUUCGGGAUACUCCGACAUCAUCCAGCUGGACUCUUCGCGGGCUACUUCUGCUCUUUUGUUUCAGCUGCGUGGCUUUGUAUGCAUUCAAGGGAAGGACGCGGGGGAUAAGAGUCCCCAAGCGCAAUAGAUCCUAUCCAGGACUGGAAUCACCUGUGGCUGAAGUCUUGGCACGGCGCGUGUAUGCUCGAGACCUUCACUUGGAGAAAAGGAGAGCCUUCUGACAUUGCCCAGGCUGGUCAGAUUGUACACAGAUGAUCAUUUUCACUAGACUUAGAACUUAGACGUAACAGCUGUAUUACUAUGCCCAAAAUCAACGUUGGCGGCGGUGCAUUAAACCCGACUUCGUAAAGAAGCAUGGGCAUGUGCUAGCACCUUAUUGCCCGCGUCACCCACUUUGCUCUUGACCCUACAUACCAAAAAUGCAAGCAUCCUUGGGAUCCCUAUCUGUGCGGGGCUGCUGCCACUUGGAGGCGCUGCCUGAAUGGCAGAUGGAGCGUCAAUCGGCAUGUGUGAUCGGGGUGUAAAAUUAGCCAAGAUUGACCUUCACUUCCUGUCUCUGUUCUCCACCUUCAUCCUGCCCGCGUCCCUAGGACUCGCCAGGGCCCUUUCCCCGCCCUUUCGUCUUCUGCCCUGCGACACCGCCCUUCCGUUCUCUACGCUCCUUUUGCCCAAACCCUGAUAGGCACCAUGUCCCACCGUUUUACGCGACACGGUCAACACGAUUCUGAGCUAGUCGAGUUCAGAAGCGACUCUGUGGAACGGCGAGACGCCUGCGUUAGUCCGGACCCGGCCAACACCGUUGCAGAUCGUAUCAACACGCUCCUGAACUCCUCAGGGCCAGGCUACACGCUCAGCUUGUGUCCCGGCAGGGAGUAUGUGCUCCAAGACACCCUCCGCUUUGCUGCGCCAGGCCAGGAGAUCAGCACCACAGGGUAUCCCACCGAUAACUCGCGCGCGUUGUUGACUGUGAACGGAGUGGUGCAGAACGGCUCUGGAAUGACUACUGCCGUCGAUGGAACAUGUGCUCAGUGCUCGGGGAUUGUGCUGCGAAACAUUCAGAUCAACGGAGCCAGAGGGAACGCGUCUCCGACGAACGGCGGGGCGAAUAUCGAGUUUGGCGGUGGAAACGCUAACCAGACUGUCCAAUUCGUCAGGUCCUUUGACCCGCGCAGUUGGUCGUGUCUGCACAUCGCAGAGGGUCCCUUCACCUGCACGAAUGUCACCAUUCAAAACAAUGACAUCGGGCCCUGUGGGACGGACACCUUCCAGGAGUGGGCAGACGGAAUCAGUGUCAGUUGUCAGAACAGUGUCGUGCGGAACAACAUGGUGCAGGGCCCGACGGACGGCGGGAUCGUCCUCUUCGGUGCACCUGGAACACAGGUAUAUAACAACACGGUCUGGGUCACAAACCACACGUUAUUGGGCGGGAUCAAUCUCGUAGAUUACGACCCGUGGCAGGGGAACUACACCGGCACCGUGGUUUACAACAACACUAUUCUCGGCGGUUAUGCGACCAGUCCAGAUGACAAUUCGAACACCAAAGGAGUCAAUGCUGCUGACGCUGUUGUCAAGAUCGGCAUCGCAAUUGGCCCACGGACUUGGUUCGGUCCCAGAUAUUUUAACAAUGUCAGCAUCAACGGGGUGGUCCGAGACAACCGGCUGUCUGGCGCAUUCAGCUACGGAAUUGCCGUGAGCUCGGCGGUCGGCUUCACGGUAGAGAACAACGUGCUGUUCGGCAAUACCUCGUUCAUUGGCGCUUCCGGUCCCAAUUGCUCGACUUUGGAUAUUGUGCCCACGCCAGCUCCAUUUGUCUUCGAUAACUCGACCUCGAAUGACAAGUUACAGAACGAUUUCCAAUUUAUCGCGGAUGCGGGCUCAUUAACUUGCGUCCUCCCCCCAUCUGGCGGAGAUUUCUGGCCCUACGGAGGCGAUCCUGGCUCGUCGUCUUCUGGAUCGUCACCUAGUGCCGGUCAAAGUGGAUCGCAAUCCACGUCGCAUUCCAAAGGAUCUACUGCCGGCGUCGUUGUUGGAGUCAUCUUCGGUCUCGGAGCCGCUGCUGCUGUACUUUGGUUUAUGCGCAAGUGGGCACUCCGACGGAUGGAGCAAAAACGCCUGUUCAACUCCAGCAAGGAGAUGGUACCGGGUCAGGGUCCUGGGUAUGUCAAGUACGGCUAGUCGUCUUGACUCAGCUCACCACUUUGUCCUCAAGUUCCCCGACAUUCAUACCCGAGUCAAAACUCGCUCACUAACUCCGCACUAACAUUACUAUAUUUAUGUAUCCGCUUCCGCUUGGACCCAUGUAGAACAUUGCAUUUAUCGUACAUCCUUAGAGACAUCACAUCCUACAUCUGUUCUGCAUUCACCUAUACAUUCACUGUCCUUCAGACGCUCGGACUCGGAGCUUGACGUCGAGCAAGAUAUCAAUUAUACAGUGAUCACCUGACUGAGAUCCUUUUGUCCCGACCAUUAGGACAUUCUGCUGCACAUAACUGCGGACUUCGACCGCAACUCACACACAAAGAACACCAGCACGUCGGCUUGUCUCAUUAUGGCCGCGAACAAAAAAUAUCUGGGAGUUACGCCCCCCAUCGCCACAACCGAGUCGAGCGAGCGGGAGAAAGAAGUGACGCAGACGCUCAUGGAGGAGCUCCGGACGCAAAAUACAUUCGAGACGGAGGAGGAAUCGCGCAAGAGGGAACUGGUUUUGGGCCGUGUGGCCGCGCUGGUGAAAAAGUUCGUCAAGAAGGUCUCUAUGGCGAGAGGGCUCUCGGAAACUGCGGCGAUUGCGGCGGGCGGCAAGAUCUUCACGUUUGGAUCCUACCGGCUCGGUGUGCAUGGACCCGGGUCGGAUAUCGACACGCUGUGCGUCGUUCCGAAGCACGUCUCGCGAGACGACUUUUUCGACGUCUUCGAGCCAAUGCUCAAGGCCAUGGAUGGCGUUACGGAGGUUUCGGGUGUCCCUGAAGCUUACGUGCCCGUUAUCAAGGCCAAAGUUUCGGGUAUUCCGCUGGACUUUCUAAUGGCCAGGCUAGCCUUGUCCUCAAUACCCGAUGACCUUUCGCUACGAGACGACACGCUGCUACGAAAUCUGGAUGAACGAUGUGUACGGAGUCUGGGAGGCUCUCGGGUGACCGACGAAAUCUUGAGGCUGGUUCCCAAUGUCGAUGUGUUCCGAGACUCGCUGAGGUGUAUUAAAUUAUGGGCUCAGAGGAGAGCCAUCUAUUCUAAUGUGAAUGGCUUCCUGGGUGGUGUUGCAUGGGCUAUGCUCGUCGCCAGAAUAUGCCAGUUAUAUCCUAAUGCUGUCGCUGGAGCGAUAGUCAGCAGGUUUUUUAUAAUAAUGUACCGAUGGUCAUGGCCUCAACCUGUACUACUCAAACAAAUCGAAGAAGGACCAUUACAGGUCCGAGUAUGGAAUCCCAAGCUGUAUCCCGCGGAUCGAUCACACAGAAUGCCGAUAAUAACGCCAGCAUAUCCUGCAAUGUGUUCUACUCAUAAUGUGACAGCGUCGACUCAAUUGAUCAUGACGGAGGAGUUUAAGAAAGCUGCCGACGUGGUGGACCGAGUGAUCGUGGGCAAAGCGGACUGGUCUAAGCUCUUCGCCAAGCACGACUUUUUCCACAAGUACCGAUAUUACCUGCAAGUGAUCGCGUCGACGGGGAACUCAGAUCUACAAAUCAAGUGGGCUGGCACUGUAGAAUCUCGAAUACGACAGUUGGUGAUGAAGCUCGAGUAUGUCGACUCGCUCAUUCUGGCGCACCCCUUCACGAGAGGCUUUGAGCAAACUCUGUACUGUUUCACGGAUGAGGAAGUGCGGCAGGUCGCGCUAGGCGAGAUUUCGGAUGCUGUUUUGAAGCGCAAGAAGGAAGAGAUGGACGGAAGAGACACCGGUAGUGUGGUCUAUUCCACAACUUUCUACAUCGGGCUUGCUAUCGAACCGAAGCAAGCGGGUACUUCCGGACCGAGACGCUUAGACAUUUCCUAUCCCACACAAGAGUUUAACAAACUCGUCAGGAUCUGGGAGAAGUUUGAUGAAACGUCGAUGAGCGUUGUAGUGCAACAUAUCAAGAGCUCGGCAUUGCCAGACUAUGUGUACGAGCCAGGAGAGAGACCACCCAAACUCGUCCAGAAGCGAUCCAAGGGACCCAGUAAAUCCGACGCGACUUCCCCGGAGAUGCCGGAUCCCAAACGCCGCCGAUCAUCACAUUCACAUCCAGUUGCGCCGAGAACAGAAACGGACUUGCUGCGGUCGGCCAUCGACACUGCCGGCGCAUUUGCACCUAAAGAUGUGCGAGAUGUGAUCCGGUCGCCUCAACUGCCUUUCAACGAAGUCGCUCCUGCAAAGGGGGCUCUGUCGGCUCAAUGAACCUCUGCUGCAAACUUGUUAUCUCCUCAAGCUCUUUCUGCCCUGGAGCGCUAUGCUUGCCUUGCUGCUCAUCAUUUCAGGACUUUGAGCGAUAAAGUUGGUCAGCGUCCCAUUUCUUUGUUAUCUGGUCCUCCCUAUUAGUACUUUGAGUUACUUAGGAAUAGCAAGGAUUUUGAUCCCGC
Molecule: messenger RNA, 7109 nt
Organism: Mycena citricolor
Lineage: Eukaryota; Fungi; Basidiomycota; Agaricomycetes; Agaricales; Mycenaceae
Source: the annotation of a GenBank genome assembly